CAAUGGGAAAGCGAGAGAGAGCGAUCGUAAGCAUUUGUGUGCAUGCGUGUACAUUUGUGUGUGUUUGUGAGAGAAGGAGAGAGAAGAGAGAGAGAGAGAGAGUUGAGGGUAAUGCACCAUGCAGACACCCGCGGAUUGAUCCCUCCAUUACGCACCUUAGGAAGAUUCGGAAGAGGAGAGCGCGUUGAAUUCAGGAGAAUUAAAAUCGUGUCCUUCACACGCACAGGAGGAUGACAUACAUUUUCAUUAAUAUUUAGCCAAGACUCCAAACUUGAUCUUGAGUGCAGAGCAGAGUCCAGCUGCCAUUCAUCCUCACAGGAAUGGUGGAUCACUUACCGCUUGGUGAAGAGACCUUCCUGUACUGUACUAGCUUAUCGCAGUGUGAUCACGACAGCCUCCGUUGCGAUGCCGGCGAAGGGCUGUCCCUAGGCAUCAUGGUGACCGACGCCUGCGUCUACCAGCCUUACCAAGGGGUGUCCUCCUCACCGGGGCUCUCUGAGGACGACCUCAGCAUCUCCUCAAGCCCUCGAUCGUCGCUCUGCUCCAGCCCAGAUGCCUCGUCGCCCAAAUCCCACGCCCACGCGAGCUCCAGCUAUGAGAGCAGAAGCUCUUCUGGAGGCGAGAGUCAGGACAGCCUGCUGGACCUCCUUCUCACGCAGGGAAUGAACAACUCGAUAAGCUCCAACAGCACCUUGCUCUCCUCCCCACCUUCUUCAUCUUCCACCACCCCACUUUUGCCCAUGGGCCUCAGUUGGGAGUCAAAGAGGGACCAGCGGUUGGGUCUGCUCCAGCACCAAGCCAAAGAGAACUAUUGCGAGUUCCCGAUUUUCCUGGAUGAGCUACAGGAUCCCGCGACGCUCCUCUUUCAGCCCACUCUGGAAGAGAUCGAAGAGUUCUUGGAAGAGAACAUGGUGGUCGCGAUGGAGAAGGAAGACGAGGGAAGCGAUGAGGCAAUGUCGCCGACGGCAGAGUUCUCGGAGGCCGAAAGGGCUGAAACGAUACCCCGAGAGGUCUCGCAGAACUCGGAUCAGACUGUACCCGUGGCCCAUUCUCCGCCGUCCUCCCACAGAGAGAACAAACAAACACUAAACACAUCAACAGUCGAUGCGAGCGCGAUAAAUUUGAGCUGCGGUUACAGUGAAGUCGAUGGAAUCAAACAGGAAGACUGUGGAUCGCCAUCAGCCUCGGGUGAAAACGCCGGCGCUGCUUCCAACGUGCCGGUUAUCUUACAAAUCCAGCCCGUCCAGAUCAAACAAGAGCCUCAAGCCUGCACCGUCUCCGAUGCUCAAAUGCAAGAAACUCAUUUGCAGAAAUCUCAACCGACGCAGGGUCCAUCGGAUAUCAAGAUUGCCCAGCUCCUGGUCAACAUCCAGGGCCAAACCUUUGCCUUGGUGCCUCAGCUGCUCUCCCCAGCAAACAUUGCAUUUGCAAACAAAAAUUCCUCCAAAUUUGUUCGGAUCGCACCAGUGCCCAUAGCGGCCAAACCCACCGGGCUCGGAGAAAGCGGGUUAGGUAGCGGCUCAACCGCAGGGGUCCUCGCUGGAGGUCAGAGGUACCAGAAGAGUGCAGUGGCAGACCUUAUUAAAAUGCACAAGUGCUCUUUUCCGGGCUGUAAUAAGAUGUACACCAAAAGCAGCCACCUUAAAGCGCAUCUGAGGAGGCACACUGGAGAAAAGCCUUUUGCGUGCACGUGGCCUGGUUGUGGAUGGAGGUUCUCCCGAUCGGAUGAGCUGUCCCGACACCGGCGCUCCCACUCCGGAGUGAAACCAUAUCAGUGCAUCGUCUGCGAGAAGAAGUUUGCCCGCAGCGAUCACCUGUCAAAACACCUCAAAGUCCACCGUUUUCCACGAAGCAACAGGACAGGGCGCUCUGCAAACUGACCCCUUUGACCCCCGCUCUGAAAGACUGACACUAAGCGAGGGGCGGGCGCAUGUGAUGAAGGACAGAGGAGGACAUGGGGUUGGACUUGCGUGUUCAAAUGCGCAUGUGACGUACGUACUGUGAUCAUGUAAUGGGUUGCAAUGAAAUGACUGUAUUAGGUAGACACAAAUGUUACUUGACACAAACUUCACAAGUGGAAUAAGCUUCUUGUACAGGACAACUUUAUUUUGUCUCACUCGCUUUUGGAACUAAUCAAAAUGGAAUAGCAUUAUGGUAUUCAGAGUAUUUUUUAUAUUUUUGUGUCCAAAGAGCCUACAAAAGUUGCAUUGUAUGAAAAAAAUGAAGUGAUUCUUUGAUGCCUUUUGGAGCCAAUUGUUGCCACACAGGAUCAAGCAAAACAGUUGUUAUAUUUUAAUGUGCUGGACAUUUUAUUGUUGUGCUCUGUGAAUAAUGGUGGCCUUGGUUUAAUUAGUCCCCUGCCAAGAAAAGGGACUACUCUGGAUUUGAUCCGAGUCAAGCUUUUAGCCCGUGCUUCAUAACUGAGCUUCUAACGCUCAAGUCAAAACAACCAAGCAAUUGGUUUGGAAUAAUCUCUUCCAGGCAUUGUUGGAACCAAUUCAAACUGUUAUUGCUGGUCUAUGUCAAAGCUGCAACGCUACACACGCUACGACUUUUGCCUGUUAAGUAAAAGUCAAUGUCUUCUGGAUUGACCCACCACAGAGAAGAGUGUUGGCAACAGCCCCGACAAAUGUAAAUGAUUAAAAAAUGGCCAAGUAUUUAAAAUGAGGCUUCAAAAUCGUUCAAAAUAACAUUAAAACAAAACUUCCAAAGACAUAAAUCAUGCCCUUGCCUCCGCUCUCAAAUGCUGUGGACCACUGAAUUCGCUGAAAUCACGCCCCACUCAACUGUGAACUGUCAAUCAAAUACAAGAACUAUGGGGUCGUUGUCACAGGGUGUUUCCACACUGUGACAAUGAGGAUGUAUUUUUGGGGGUGUAGCUAGAGCUUACUAGCUAACUGCAGUUUGCAAAUGUGCCAUAUAACCGCUGAAGUGGAUUCAAGCAGGUGGUGGGUCGAUGAAUUUUGCAUCCAAGCUACUGGUUCCUGUUGUAGCCAAGGCCAAAAUAAUCCGGAAAAUUGAAAUGGUCAAAAUCAGUUCAAUGCCCCAGUUGAGCACUGCUUAGUUUUAGUUUUUCAUAUUUUCAACCUUUUUUACAUGUAUCACGCAUUUGGAAACAUGCAACAUUUUGACACCCGACAACUCGUAUUCUAGGUCAAAGUCAAAGCGAGAACCCUAACGAUGUUCAACGAUAUUGUACAGACAACCUCGGAGGUUGUUUGUUUGUGUUUGUUUUCAGCAGCGUACCAGGAACAUCUUCCCACCACUUUUCUUCAUAUUUUUAAUAGUGAUUUUGAAUGAUAUCUUGACCCCAAAGGUAUCCGGGGACAAGCAUUUUAUAUUUUGGCAGCAUACCAGUCACACCCUUAUUUUCCCGAAACUCAAAUCCUUUGUCCACUUCAAAGCAAGAAACCAGUUGAUUUUGAAUGAUAUCUUAGAAACACAGUCUGAGGUAGCUAGCAUAGGUAGCUAGCAUAUGUUCCUUUUUUGGCAAUGUAACAGUCACAGCUUUCGACUGGUUGUAUUCAUAAUAAGAGGUCAAUAUCAGAGCAUGGCUGUUCCAUUAUAUUUAUCUGUCGAUCGCCAGAGAUGUGACUGUGCCGAAAUCUGUCACAUCUGAACAUGUUCCGUUUCAGCAACUCAACUUCAAAUUGAUGGUGUCAGAUCCAAGACGCCGCAGUUUAGCUCUAUGCAAGUCAAUGAAGAUGUUGCGGGUGACACGCUGCUGCUUCUUUUCUGCUUCUUAUUCCAUACAUGGAAGAGUAAACGCCGCAUCAACAUUCCUUUGAGUUCUGAAUACGUUUCCUGGUUAAAAUUAAUAUGAAAAUAAAAACAUUGUGUACGGAUAAUGCUUUCCGCUGAAAUCAUGACACUGUAUAAUUUGCAGCGGCAUGCAAAACAUUUUUGGUUGUCUGGCCUCCCUGAAUAUUUGAGAAUUGCCAUGUUGUUUUUGUAUUGUGGUCAAUCUCGAUUGAGAUCUUAGCAAUGCCUUCGUUGCCUCAUCUGGUCUCAAUGUCGACUCUCUGACUUCUGACGAAUCAAAAGUGGGUGCUGUUUUUUGUGUCUGUGUUUCAGUUCACAAUUAUUAAUUGGCUCUGUUAGAAGUGAGCCAUUUCGUAAAACGUUCAUGUCCCUUUAAUUUAUCCUGUCACAGAUGUGAAAGAAGUCAUAAAAUAACUUGCCAAUGGACACAUUCUUGAGCGUGCCAAACAAACUUGGAUCUUCUCUGGUGAAAUCAAAUCUAUAUAUUAUUCACAUGACUUAACAACAGUUUGAUUUCAUGACAGAUUAAAUAUUUUAUAUUUCAAAUGAAAUAAAUGAUUUCUAAUA
This is a messenger RNA of Hippocampus zosterae (dwarf seahorse), 4329 nucleotides long. RefSeq names its product Kruppel-like factor 15 (gene klf15). The record is from RefSeq and is a predicted model, not a curated record. Gene Ontology annotation, biological process: regulation of transcription by RNA polymerase II. The coding region runs from base 321 to 1880 and encodes 519 amino acids. The transcript has 3 exons. Lineage: Eukaryota; Metazoa; Chordata; Actinopteri; Syngnathiformes; Syngnathidae. Gene Ontology annotation, molecular function: DNA-binding transcription factor activity, RNA polymerase II-specific; RNA polymerase II cis-regulatory region sequence-specific DNA binding.